Solanum dulcamara is the source of this 3135-nucleotide messenger RNA. RefSeq names its product tRNAse Z TRZ4, mitochondrial-like. NCBI's taxonomy places the organism in Eukaryota, Viridiplantae, Streptophyta, Magnoliopsida, Solanales, Solanaceae. Gene Ontology annotation, cellular component: mitochondrion. Gene Ontology annotation, biological process: mitochondrial tRNA 3'-end processing. Gene Ontology annotation, molecular function: 3'-tRNA processing endoribonuclease activity. Bases 644 to 3022 code for a protein of 792 amino acids. The transcript is spliced from 14 exons. The record is from RefSeq and is a predicted model, not a curated record.
UUCCUUUUCAUUUUUUUUUGGAGAAGAAGGAGAACACCGCCUCCUUCACCCUGACUCUUUCUCCGCCGCUUCUCUGUUUGUCACUCUAUCUUCCCUCUUCUCCGUCACUCCACUACACGCAGCCGGCGAAUCUACCAGCGACAACAACCAACGGCGGACAGCAGCUCCGGCGAGAACCGCUCGACACGGACAGCAGCUCCGGCAAGAACAGCUGCAACUGGCAGAAACCAACGCCGCCGUCUCCCUCGCUGUACAGCAGCCAUCGACGAAAAGCAGCAGCAGCAGCACGGGCAGCAGCUCCGCCACCAACAACACGCGCAGCAGCUCCGAUCAUCAGCGCCACCAACGACGGACAGCAGCUCCUCAGCAGCAACCAGAUCACCUCCUCAACCCGCCGGCGAAAAGCAGCCACGGCUCCGACUAGAGACUCCGGCUAGUGACGAAAGAGGGACGCCACCACAGAUCCGUCUUGAUUUGGUCAGUUGUCUUUGUUGAUUUUCUAUGCGAUACUUGCCCACCAAAGUAUUGAGAGAAUUCGGCUGUGAACUUGGGAUCACUGUAAAAGAACGUAGAACUGCAGUCUAACUUGGGGAUUUGCUUGAAGGUAUUUGCUCACGCUUUAAGAGGGUUCAAAAUUCACAUUAUGCUUCAAGUUCAAAUUUCCAGUACAGCGGUGAUGGAGAGGAAUAAAGAUGGAGACAAGAAGGGUCCUAUUAAUACUCAAGCCUAUGUGCAGAUUUUGGGGACUGGAAUGGAUACCCAAGAAACAUCCCCGUCUGUUCUGCUCUGCUUCGACCACGAAAGAUUCAUAUUUAACGCUGGAGAGGGAUUACAACGUUUUUGCACGGAGCAUAAGAUAAAAUUAUCUCAGGUAGACCACAUAUGUCUUACUCGUGUCUGCUCAGAGACAACAGGUGGACUUCCAGGCUUGCUAUUGACUUUGGCUGGCAUGAAAAACGAAAGUUCUAAGAGUGAUGACCAUGUCUGCAUAUGGGGUCCUCCUAAUCUAGAUUUAUUGGUUAAUGCAAUGAAGACUUAUGUCCCUAAUGCUGUCAUGAAAAAAAUAAAUAUCAUCUCACAAAGUGGAUCUGCAUUAGCUCCCCCUGACUGUGAUGGCAAGUUCAAGGCAGUUAGUAUCUCAGCUAUUCUCCUAUCACCGAUUCGUUUGGCUGGAUCUGAUUUUAGUCCAAAUGAUACCUCUAUUGUAUAUGUUUGUAAAUUACAUGACAUUAGGGGGAAAGUUGACACCGUAAAGGCUAAAGCUUGUGGACUCGAGGAUCAGAGAAAACUUGGACAGUUGCAGAAUGGGAUCAGUGUGAAGUCAGAUCUUCUGGAUAUAGAGGUCCAUCCAGAUGAUGUUGUAGGUCCAACUUUUCCUGGUCCGAUUGUACUGAUUGUAGACUGUCCAACAGAACCUCAUGCACAAGAGUUACUCUCUGCACAAGCUCUUGAUGCGUAUUAUUCAGAUUCCCAAAGCAACUUCACCAAUGUUGUGAAUUGCAUCAUUCAUUUGAGCCCUGCUACUGUCGUCAAUAGUCCAGUUUAUGAGAAAUGGAUGAGGAAAUUUGAUUCUGCCCAACAUAUUAUGGCAAGAACUACAAGGAAGCAUGAAACAACUCCAAUUCUAGUAUCUAGUGCUAGAAUAGCUACAAGACUACAUUAUUUGUGUCCUCAGUUAUUUCCACCUCCUAGUUUUCCUUCUGUUCAAAGUGAUGAUGACGUUGCAGCACCAAAUAUCAAAGUAACAGUGGAGGGUUCAGUUUGUGGCAUAUCUGCUGAAAAUCUCCUAAAGUUUACCUUACGUCCUCCUAGAAAAAUGGGAUUGGACAGAUCAUGUGUUCAAAAUAUGAUGACCUCCUCAUUGUUCAUUGAAGAGUUACUUUCAGAGAUUCCUGAGAUUGCUGAUGCAGCUACGAACAUAAGCAAAUUUUGGCGCAAACAUAAAGAAGAUGAGGUGAAAUUAUCUGAAACGGAGGACAGUAGUGAUGUCGUGACUGAAGAACCUUCGAAAUUCUCUGUCCCUAGGUGUCUAGAGAAUGUACAGAGAGAUGAUCUAGAGAUUGUUUUUCUUGGCACUGGUUCUUCUAUACCUUCAAAAUAUCGAAAUGUCAGUUCCAUCUAUGUUAAUCUUUUCUCUAAAGGAGGUUUACUCCUUGAUUGUGGAGAAGGAACUUUGGCACAACUCAAGAGGAGAUAUGGCAUUAGUGGUGCAGACAAUGUUGUUAGAAAUCUUAAAUGCAUUUGGAUUUCCCAUAUCCAUGCUGAUCACCAAGCAGGUUUGGCACGGAUACUUGCUUUAAGACGUGAUUUGUUGAAGGGAGUAGACCAUGAACCCAUACUGGUUAUUGGGCCAGAGAAUGUUGGGGAGUUUCUCAAUGAAUAUAUAAAAUUAGAAGAUCUAGACAUGUUUUUCCUCGACUGUUGGAGCACUACGGGGUCUAAGUGGGAUAACAUGGAGGCUGAAGACAGUUCUCUCCAGCCUUGUUCGAAAAAAUUGAAGCCAAGCACUCCAUUUGAUGACAUAACAUUACGAAAGUGUUUAAGGAAAGUUCUCGGUGAAGCAGGACUAGUGAGACUCAUCAGCUUCCCUGUUGUACACUGUGAUGACGCGUUUGGUGUAAUCUUGGAAUCAACAGAAAGAAUGAAUUGCGGUAAAGUAGUACCAGGUUGGAAGGUUGUGUACUCCGGUGACACAAGGCCAUGCUCAGAAGUUAUAGAAGCAUCUCUUGGAGCAACAAUUCUUAUACAUGAGGCGACGUUUGAGGAUGGCCUUGUGGAGGAGGCUAUAGCAAGAAAUCACAGCACAAUCAAGGAAGCUAUAGAAGUGGGAGAUUCUGCUGGUGCAUACCGUGUAAUAUUAACUCACUUUAGCCAAAGAUAUCCAAAAGUACCUGCACUUGAUGAAGUGAGUAUGCAAAGAACUUGUAUUGCUUUUGACCUAAUGAGUGUAAACCUAGCAGAUUUGCCAGUGCUCCCUAAGGUUCUUCCCUACCUCAAAUUGCUUUUCAGAAACAACGGUUAAUUUAAAUUUUAAAGUACAGUCAAACCACUCUUUAACUGUUAUCCACUAUAACAGUCUAGUUUUCCUUGGAAACAACUUUCAUAUUAUGUUAUAUUAUAUAUUUUUUAUAAGAA